Leishmania mexicana MHOM/GT/2001/U1103 is the source of this 3954-nucleotide messenger RNA. RefSeq lists its product as hypothetical. The coding region runs from base 1 to 3954 and encodes 1317 amino acids. NCBI's taxonomy places the organism in Eukaryota, Euglenozoa, Kinetoplastea, Trypanosomatida, Trypanosomatidae. The record is from RefSeq and is a predicted model, not a curated record. The transcript has a single exon.
AUGCACAAUGGCAACGGAGAUGGCGGGUUUGCAUGGCGGCAGCAGCAGGCCAUGUACUCGUGUCGCCAGGACCCAUACGGUGGGGGCCACCCGGAAGCGAACAUUAUGGCUAUGCACCAGCAGCAGCAACUUCAGUACUAUCAACAGCAGCAGGCGCAAGGCAUGUGGAACCCGGGCGCGAAUCAGAUGUACUCUAGCGCGGGCCCUCACAUGCAAAACGGCAACUUUAUGAUGCAGCAGCGCCGCUACUUUGCUCACGGUGGAGAUGGCAUGCAUCACUACCACCAGUACCAGCGGCAGUUUGGGCGUGACAACAAUGUGAGCCCGAAUGUGCCGCAGCGCGACGACUUCGCGGAGUCGCGCCCUGGCCGAACGCCAUGCAAAAAUAACUGGUGGUCGUACGUAUUGUCACACAUGCGUCCGGUCGAUAGCCCGCGCGGCAUCGACCUUGACGCCGAGGACGAGAACGCAAACGUAAUGGAGGAACUGAGGCAGACAGGAUCGAAGGCGGGGACAGGGAUGAGCAAUGACACGGAAGCGGCAGCGCCGGCAUUCGUGGGUGCCUUCGAGAGUGCUAAAGGGCCGGGCGAGGUUCCGGACUUCGUCCCCACCUCGGUUUUGGUAUUUAGCCCUGCAGUGGCAGACAGCGGAGAGGAGCGGAAGAGCGCAGAGAGAGACUGUAUGCAGGUGUCAAACCCAUAUAAGUCGAAUGUGCACCCGCAGCAACAACCGAGGCAAGCGCAAGCUUCCCUGCCGUCUGGAAAGAACGCCGUGACGCCGCCGCGACAACAGAAGCCGCAGCAGCACCUCUCGAGCGACAACAAUGCUAUCGCAGGCAGCCUCUACCAACAGGCGAUAGACGAUGCUGAGGGGGAGGAGGGGGAGCAACUGGUCGGCAAGCAGUCUCAAAGCGCGCAGCCACGCAGCGCCAACAGCAAGGACAGUGCCGGCGGUAUGGCAGGGGUUCAACCAGCGCUGCGCAAAUGUCAGUCAGAGAGCGAGUUCCGGGCAGGAGGCGUGCAGCAGGAGCAGGGGUCAGUGGCGCUGAAGCCCAUACACACUCCCCACUGUAGCAUCGAGGAGCAUAACGCACCACCAACGCGGCCGCAGGCGGCAUCUGAGUCUGUGUGUGACUUUCCUCGCCGCGGUAAUCGCUACUCUUACAGGGGCAAUCACAAAGAAGCGGACGAAGAGGGGGACAAGGACGACGGUGGAUGCAACAACUCUGAUGAGUACAGUGGCAACAGCGACAGCGACGGCAGUGGUGGUAGCUCCUCCUCCGGCUUCGACAGCAACAGCGAGGGGAGCGACACCGACGACGAAGCCGAGUACAGCGCAAUGCGGCGCAACUCGCAGAGCGCCUUUGGAGGCCAUAGCACCUUGGAGUACAGCACGUUGCACGACACGUCGGCGGCGCACGCACGCAAUGCCAUUCCCCCCUCAGCGAAUCACGCGGCGGGUCACCACAGCAUUGGCGGCCUCCUCGGCGCAGGCGUCAGUAGCCGAUUUCCGUUCCCGGAAACGUCGACGUCCAACUUGCCGAGUGAUGCGCCAUUAAUCAGCGCACCGGGCCAGCCACCGGACACAGCCGCGACGAAUGCGGGUAUCCGCGACGUUGCUAUGAGCUCAUUCAGUCUAUACCACUCUGUGACCCACGCCCCGCCGGCUAAUGCCGUCUUCGCCGCCGGCAACAGCACCACUGUGCAAAGUAACUCAACCACCACGGCAACAGGCAUGGAGGACUCGGACAAGCACGGCUACGAGAUGGGAAUUCUGAUGGUGGCAGAGACAGUCCUCGACCAUACAAACCGAACGGCUCCCGUGGGCGCGAACGCCGCUGAAGGGGUGCCCGCUCCCCGCGCAAGCACGCAACCCAGCACAGCCACAAUACCAACAGCCACGAAGGCCGUCUCACCGGCGGCCAUAGAGAAGAAAAAAGAGGCGCCAGCGCUGCCCAGACAGGCGGCGCGGAGACGCAAGUCGGCUUCACAUUCGGUGGAGGCACUUGCAACCCGCAGUGGCACUAGCGCCAUCAAAGAUGCCUCGAAGACUGCGUCAGCGCCAUUGCCCGGAGUGCGCCAUAGCAGCAAGCCGGAGCGUCUCAAGAACGGUGCCGCGACGGCAGAGGUCCAGCCGAUGAAGCACGCGUCGAAGGGUCCUGGCAGCAGCAAGGCAGCUAGUUCCAUGGACAAGGAUGAGAACCCCCUUCCUGAGCCUUCGAAUCUUCAGCGUGCCACUUCGGUCAAGGACAACAAGGCGGUAAAAGUGGCGCUGCCGGACACAGGGGUGACGUUGCCCAAGGCAUCAGAACGCGCAACCGUCACUGCUACAACCACCACACCGACGGCAGUCAAGGCCCCGAAAGCCCCGCCGUUCCCCAUGGCCAGCACUCAGCACCCGCUUAGUAAACCGACGAACUCUGUGAGACCUGUGCAAGCACAAAAGUCGCACAGCAAGCAAAAAGCGGCUCCUCCACGGCUCGAGAAUGUCAAGGCGGCUGCGAUGACCGUCACGAAUCACCCGUCCGCAAAGUCUCACCAACCUCCGUCGGCAGCAACGUCUACAGUGGCCCCAUACUUCGCAACUGCCCAGCCACUCCCUACCAAUGCCAGCAGUGCGGCGUGGGCCGCCGCCGCUGCUGCUGCUGUGGCAGAGCCGAAGCCUGUAGCGCGGCCCUCCUCGACCCUCCUUCGCAGGUCUCCCACCUCGUCCUCUCUGGCCGCCGGUGCACCCACGCCCGCCGCAUCUCUGGCCCCCGUACUCGCCGCACGCUCGUUCUCCACCGUCAGUGGCAAGGUGGCCUCUACGGCUCCAUCUGACAGCACUCUGUCAGACAUCGGGUCAAGCGGUGAUCGUCCUCACGGAGCGGUAGCGCCGUCGCUGUGUAUCAACCUCUUUCAAUCCCUACAACCCCGACCGCCGGCGCCGCUGUCGCAGGUUGCUAGAGAGGCAGCAAGGAACCCGCCGUCCAGCGCAGUGGCGGCUAGCGCGGCCGUCGCCCAUCAUCGCCCGCAGCCACAGCGGCCCCGCAACGGCUCAUGGAAGGAAUCAAGCACUGCAAAGAAUGCGCUGAGAAAUAAGGGCAGCGCAGCGGCAGCACCAACAACGCCACCGAACGAGGCCGCAGCGUCGAUACCUGAGUUAUCCGCCGCUGCCAGUGCCCCAAAGAGCCUCAGCACUGUGUUGCUGAGCAGCCUCGCGCCUGCAGAACCGACGAGCGCCACCGCGACCGCAGCAGUGCCGCCGCCUGUACGUGAUGUAGCGGUCGGUGUAACGACAAGCUCCUCAUCCAUGGCAACAGGCACCAGCAUUGCCUCGGUUACAGCGAAAAAACUUGCAACGUCGUCAGCGACGAAGACUUCGCUCACCACGGCCAGCCCCCCAGCUACGAAGUCACCUGCGAACGGUGUAGUCAAGAGCGUUGUCGUAAGCGGCUCUGGGAACGCCCAGAAGCAUUCCUUCCCGACGUCUCCAGGUUCGGACACCAGUGCCGCCGCCUCGAUUUCAAGGGGCAGGUCGCCGCCCUUGUCGGCGCUAGCCUUGAUGAAGAAGCCCAAGACCAUCACCACUGCGGCUGCGGCGCCGCCAGUCACAUCGAUGCCUGGGAAUCGAGACAGCAGCAUCCCUUCCCAUCGCAAUAACCAGAAGUCGAUUACGAACGGCGAUGACAGCGACGGCGCGUGGCUGGAUGACCCGUACGACUACUACAGCUACGGUGAGGCUGACCUACCGGACUUGAAUAACUACUCCCCCGUGAAGCCGUCGCCGCUAAAGGCACCGGCUGGCAAUCACGCCACGCACAAAUACUCGAUGGUAGGUAGCCUAGCCGUGUCCCCACUCAACACCUCUAGCACCGUGGGCAAGACCGAUGCAGCCAACGGUGCUGGGGCAAAGCUUCGGCCAUUAGGCGACGCCGACAUGCUGGAGGAGAUGGGGUACAUGUACCACUUGUAG